Molecule: messenger RNA, 4434 nt
Organism: Meleagris gallopavo (turkey)
Lineage: Eukaryota; Metazoa; Chordata; Aves; Galliformes; Phasianidae
Source: RefSeq, a predicted model, not a curated record
UAGUCAUCAUUGUUUUAUUUUUUCUUUAGAUGGACAAAACCAAUUUUGAAAAAGGGCUACAGACAACGACUGGAGCUGUCGGAUAUUUAUCAAAUUCCUUCUGCGGACUCUGCUGACAAUCUUUCUGAAAAACUAGAAAGAGAGUGGGACAGAGAACUGGCAACUUCAAAGAAAAAACCCAAACUUAUUAAUGCUCUUCGACGAUGCUUCUUCUGGAAAUUUAUGUUCUAUGGAAUAUUAUUAUAUUUAGGGGAGGUCACCAAAUCUGUGCAGCCCCUUCUGCUGGGAAGAAUAAUAGCUUCCUAUGAUCCAGACAACUUUUCUGAAAGAUCCAUAGCCUACUACCUAGGCAUUGGCUUGUGCCUUCUCUUCCUUGUGAGAACACUGCUCAUACACCCUUCUAUAUUUGGACUUCAUCACAUAGGGAUGCAAAUAAGAAUAGCUUUGUUUAGCUUGAUUUAUAAGAAGACCUUGAAACUGUCAAGUAAAGUUCUAGAUAAAAUAAGUACUGGACAAUUGGUCAGUCUUCUUUCCAACAAUCUGAACAAAUUUGAUGAGGGUCUUGCUCUGGCUCACUUUGUGUGGAUUGCACCUUUACAAGUGGCACUGCUGAUGGGACUGCUCUGGGAUAUGUUACAAGCUUCUGCAUUUGCUGGACUUGCUUUUCUAAUAGUUAUGGCCUUUUUUCAAGCCUGGCUGGGACAAAUGAUGAUGAAAUACAGGGAUAGGAGGGCAGGAAAGAUCAAUGAGAGGCUUGUAAUCACCUCAGAAAUAAUUGAAAAUAUACAAUCAGUCAAAGCCUAUUGCUGGGAAGAUGCAAUGGAAAAAAUGAUUGAAAGCCUCCGUGAAACUGAACUGAAGCUAACCAGAAAAGCUGCUUACGUGAGAUAUUUCAACAGCUCAGCCUUCUUCUUUUCAGGAUUUUUUGUGGUGUUUUUAGCUGUGGUUCCAUAUGCUGUGACAAAAGGAAUCAUUCUCCGAAAAAUAUUUACCACUAUUUCGUUUUGCAUUGUUCUUCGAAUGACAGUGACCAGGCAGUUUCCUGGGUCUGUGCAGACCUGGUAUGAUUCUAUUGGAGCAAUAAACAAAAUACAGGAUUUCUUGCUAAAAGAAGAGUAUAAGGCCCUGGAGUAUAAUCUAACAACAACUGGGGUUGAGGUGGACAAAGUAACAGCUUUUUGGGAUGAGGGAAUUGGAGAGCUCUUUGUGAAAGCAAAACAGGAAAACAACAACAGCAAAGCUCCUAGCAAUGACAACAAUCUCUUCUUCAGCAAUUUUCCCCUUCAUGCUUCACCUGUUCUUCAGGAUAUAAAUUUUAAGAUCGAGAAAGGAGAGUUAUUAGCUGUUUCUGGAUCUACUGGAUCAGGCAAGACUUCCCUUCUGAUGUUGAUAAUGGGAGAACUGGAGCCUUCUCAGGGUAAAAUUAAACACAGUGGAAGGAUAUCAUUCUCUCCUCAAGUCUCUUGGAUCAUGCCUGGAACAAUCAAAGAAAACAUCAUUUUUGGUGUAUCCUAUGAUGAAUACCGAUACAAGAGUGUCAUCCAAGCCUGCCAACUGGAAGAGGACAUUUUGAAGUUCCCAGACAAAGAUUAUACAGUGCUGGGAGAAGGUGGAAUCAUUCUGAGUGGAGGCCAGCGAGCACGAAUCUCACUAGCAAGAGCAGUGUACAAAGAUGCUGAUUUGUAUCUCAUGGAUUCUCCUUUUGGAUAUUUAGACAUUUUUACAGAAAAAGAAAUAUUUGAGAGUUGUGUGUGCAAGUUGAUGGCCAAUAAAACUAGGAUCUUAGUUACUUCAAAACUGGAACAUUUGAAGAUUGCUGACAAAAUAUUAAUCUUACAUGAGGGGAGCUGCUAUUUCUAUGGAACAUUUUCUGAACUUCAGGGUCAAAGGCCAGACUUCAGCUCAGAGCUGAUGGGAUUUGAUUCUUUUGAUCAAUUCAGUGCAGAGAGAAGGAAUUCAAUUAUAACUGAGACUCUGCGACGAUUUUCCUUUGAAGGAGAAAGCAUGGGAUCAAGGAAUGAAAUAAAGAAGCAAUCUUUUAAACAAACAUCAGAUUUUAAUGACAAAAGGAAGAACUCCAUAAUUAUUAACCCACUUAAUGCAGGCAGGAAGUUAUCGAUAAUGCAGAAGAAUGGGACACAGGUCAACGGACUGGAAGAUGGCCACGUUGACCCAUCAGAAAGGAGGAUCUCACUGGUACCUGACCUGGAACAGGGAGAUGUGGGUCUACCUCGAAGUAACAUGUUAAACUCUGACCAUAUGCUGCAAUCUCGGAGGAGGCAGUCUGUGUUAAGUCUGAUGACAGGCACUUCUGUGAACCAAGGCCCACACGUCUCCAAAAAGGGAAGUACAACAUUUCGGAAAAUGUCUAUGGUGCCUCAGACAAACCUGUCUUCUGAGAUAGAUAUCUACACUAGGCGCUUGUCUCGAGACAGCAUCUUGGACAUAACUGAUGAAAUUAAUGAAGAUGAUUUGAAGGAAUGCUUUACUGAUGAUGCUGAAAGCAUGGGUACUGUUACCACGUGGAAUACUUAUUUCAGAUACAUUACCAUCCACAAAAGCUUGAUUUUUGUACUAAUUUUAUGUGUGAUUAUCUUCUUACUUGAGGUGGCUGCUUCUCUUGUUCUGUUAUUAUUUCUUCAAAAUAGAGCUGCAAAAAUAAAUGAGACACAACCAGAAAAUGCUACCAGUGACAGCCCUCCAGUGAUCAUCACUGACACCAGCUCCUACUACAUGAUUUAUAUUUAUGUGGGAAUUGCAGAUACCCUGCUCGCCAUGGGAAUUUUCAGGGGCUUGCCCCUUGUGCAUACACUGAUAACAGUAUCUAAGACUCUUCAUCAGAAGAUGGUGCAUGCAGUUCUUUAUGCACCUAUGUCAGCAUUCAACUCUUUGAAAGCAGGUGGUAUACUCAACAGAUUCUCUAAAGAUACAGCGAUACUGGAUGAUUUACUUCCACUGACAGUAUUUGAUCUCAUUCAGUUAAUACUGAUUGUGAUUGGCGCUAUAACAGUAGUCUCAAUAUUACAACCCUACAUCUUCCUGGCAUCAGUGCCUGUGAUAGCAGCCUUUAUUGUGUUAAGGGCAUACUUCCUCCACACUUCUCAGCAGCUGAAACAACUGGAAUCUGAAGCUCGGAGUCCAAUAUUCACACAUCUUGUUACAAGCUUAAAAGGACUGUGGACGCUGAGAGCCUUUGGGCGGCAGCCGUAUUUUGAAACCCUAUUUCACAAAGCUCUGAACCUACACACAGCAAACUGGUUCCUCUACCUGUCAACUCUGCGCUGGUUUCAGAUGAGGAUAGAAAUGAUUUUUGUUGUCUUUUUCAGUGCAGUGGCAUUCAUCUCUAUCAUAACCACAGGUGAUGGACCAGGUAGAGUUGGCAUUAUUCUUACUUUAGCCAUGAACAUCAUGGGAACCUUGCAGUGGGCAGUGAACUCAAGCAUAGAUGUGGACAGCUUGAUGCGGUCUGUCAGCCGAAUAUUUAAAUUUAUUGACAUGCCAACAGAGGAGAUGAAAACCAUUAAGCCACAGAAGAAUAACCAGUUUUCAGAUGCCCUUGUAAUUGAAAACAGGCACGUGAAGGAUGAGAAGAACUGGCCAUCUGGGGGACAAAUGACUGUGACGGACCUUACAGCCAGAUACACUGAAGGAGGAACUGCUGUCUUAGAAAACAUUUCCUUUUCAAUCAGUUCAGGGCAGACGGUGGGCCUUUUAGGAAGAACUGGCUCAGGAAAAAGCACUUUACUUUUUGCAUUUUUAAGACUGCUGAAUACAGAAGGGGAUAUCCGGAUUGACGGCAUCUCCUGGAACACAGUCAGCUUGCAGCAAUGGAGAAAGGCCUUCGGAGUGAUUCCUCAGAAAGUCUUCAUAUUUUCUGGAACUUUUCGGAAGAAUUUGGAUCCUUACGGGCAAUGGAACGAUGAGGAAAUAUGGAAAGUCGCAGAGGAGGUUGGGCUGAAGUCUGUGAUUGAGCAGUUCCCAGGCCAGCUGGAUUUCGUUCUCGUGGAUGGAGGCUGUGUCCUCAGCCAUGGGCACAAGCAGUUGAUGUGCCUUGCCCGGUCUGUUCUCAGUAAGGCUAAAAUCCUGCUGCUGGACGAGCCCAGUGCUCACCUGGACCCCAUAACUUCCCAGGUGAUCAGGAAAACACUGAAGCAUGCAUUUGCAGACUGCACUGUGAUCCUCUCCGAGCACAGGCUGGAAGCCAUCCUGGAGUGCCAGCGGUUCCUGGUGAUCGAGGACAACAAGAUGCGGCAGUACGAAUCCAUUCAGAAGCUGCUGAGCGAGAAGAGCUCCCUGCGGCAGGCCAUCAGCCACGCCGACCGCCUCAAGCUGCUUCCCGCGCACCGCCGCAACUCCAGCAAGCGCAAGCCCAGGCCGCAGAUCUGCGCACUGCAGGAGGAGACGGAGGAGGAGGUGCAGGAGACGCGGCUGUGA